Messenger RNA from Cygnus atratus (black swan), 774 nucleotides. RefSeq names its product hippocalcin like 4 (gene HPCAL4). The transcript has 3 exons. Gene Ontology annotation, molecular function: calcium ion binding. Bases 1 to 576 code for a protein of 191 amino acids. The record is from RefSeq and is a predicted model, not a curated record. NCBI's taxonomy places the organism in Eukaryota, Metazoa, Chordata, Aves, Anseriformes, Anatidae.
AUGGGCAAGCACAGCAGCAAGCUGGCCCCGGAGGUGCUGGAUGACCUGGUGAGGAGCACAGAGUUCAGCGAGCAGGAGCUGAAGCAGUGGUACAAGGGCUUCCUGAAGGACUGUCCCACUGGCAUCCUCAACCUGGAGGAGUUCCAGCAGCUCUACAUCAAGUUUUUUCCCUACGGAGAUGCCUCCAAGUUUGCCCAGCACGCUUUCCGCACCUUUGACAAGAACGGCGAUGGGACCAUCGAUUUCCGGGAGUUCAUCUGUGCCCUGUCUGUCACCUCCAGGGGGACCUUUGAGCAGAAACUCAACUGGGCCUUUGAGAUGUACGACCUGGACGGGGACGGGAUGAUCACACGCCUGGAGAUGCUGGAGAUCAUUGAGGCCAUUUACAAGAUGGUGGGGACUGUGAUCAUGAUGCGGAUGAACCAAGACGGGCUGACGCCCCAGCAGCGCGUUGACAAGAUCUUCACUAAGAUGGACAAGGACAAGGAUGACCAGAUCUCCCUGGAGGAGUUCAAGGAGGCAGCAAAGAGCGACCCCUCCAUCGUCCUCCUCCUGCAGUGCGAUAUGCAGAAGUAGGGCCCUGAGGGCUCCUGGCUGGAUGGGCUGCAGCCACCCCUGCUGCCCGUGACAGUUUCCAUCCCCACUUUCUGCUGAGCGCCCUGUGCCUGCUUCGCCCCAGGUGUGACCCACGCUCUGUCCCUGGUGCCACCCCUCUGCCUCCGCUCCUGGCCACGUCGGUGGCCACGUCUCUCCCUCGAUGGGCAGAGCCUGCCC